UGCGGUCACUGCAAAAGUGUAUAUGCCUUUAAGGAAAGAGUAUACGAUAAAGUAAUUAUUUGUUUACUCAGUGAAUCCUAAAUUGGUUUAUUGGUUAUUUGUUUAUGAAUUAGAUACACAUAAUAAAGCAAAUUAUGGUGGCUGAUAUAAUUAGAAGUACCUUAGGCUACUUUUAUUUUAGAAAAAUAAAGUUAAAUUCCACGCCGACUUCAUCACAUGUACAGCUAGUCUAUAACAUAGAUGUACAUGUAUUGAUUCUACAAGUUGUUUUGAAGAUUCAGAGAGAGUAGAGAGAACAGAGAGGCACACCCAAAUUCACAUUAUUCAAAUCUUUCAGAUGGAUUGGUCUACAGUAAGAAAUCAUUUCAAACAAACAUGGCUAACUACAAGUCUUAGUCUUGUUUUAUUUUCAGGUGUCACAUAUUUUUUACUAUGGGCGGAGAGUCAAACAAUUCAAAGUAAUUUAAUGUUGGAAGAGCUGGUAUCAAUAGCCGAGAGCAUAGAUGUCCAUACAGGUGAUGAGGCUUCAAGAUAUGAGGGUCGUGUUGUACAUAUCGUAGGCCCACUAAGAAUAUUAGAGCCUAUAUCUGAACCAGACUAUAACAUACAAGUCCAAGCAGUGAAAUUAAGAAAAAGAGUUCAAAUGUAUCAAUGGAUAGAAGAAACAACAGACCAAGAGAAUUUCCUCAGUGAGCCAGCAGAUGAAUCUCGAAAAACUUAUUGGUAUCAUAAGGAUUGGAGGGAUUAUAUUAUAGACUCGUCAUUAUUUUAUAUAAGACCGGGCCACCAUAAUCCUACCUCUAUGCCCAUAUUCAGUGAGACACACAUAGCAAAUAAUGUGAAAAUUGGUUGGCUGUAUUUGGGUUUAGAUGUAAAGCGUAAAGUAAACGAUUAUUAUGAAAUUUGGUCAGACUCAAGACCAGAGAGGAGCGACAUUAAGUUGCACUCAGGCUUUUAUUACCACGGCGAUAGUGCUUUAAAGCAUGAGAUUGGUGAUCUUCGCAUACAUUUUUCAUAUGCUGGAAGAGAGGAUGAUAUAUAUACGGCUGUUGGUAUAGUUGAAAACGGUAUUCUACAAUCAUACAGCCCCGCAAAUUUCCCAGCUGCCGAUCCCAUCUCUCUACUUCGUAAAGGUUCCUACAGCCUUAAACAAUUACAUGACUUGGAAAAACGGGAUGCGAAUAUUCACACGUGGAAAUAUAGAUUGCUGGGAUUUGUUCAAGUGUUUGCAUCAGCUAUGACGCUUCAUCCAGACUGGAUUACUUUGUUUCUUCAGUGCCAUUGGAUAUCAAGUAAUUUAAGAAGAUGUACAAGAGUUUGGGUCAAUUUUAUUCUUUCAUUUUGUUAUACCUUGUUCAUCAUAUCUCUACCUUGGUUGAUGCACAAACCGUCAUUUGGCGUCCUAGUAUUAGGUGGGGCGAUGCUACCAAUACUGCACUAUUCUACGUUACUGACUCGCCGCGAAAUGAUACCGGAACCACCCCCGUACACAAGAUGGAAUGACAACCUUCGCUGAUUGAUGUAUAGGUGGCACUUGAAAAGGCCUCUGAAUCCCACGUUCCAAGUACCCUAAUCCUGUCCGACUACGCAAACAACGCCACAGGUAGAGCAUAUCUAUAUGAUAUAAUUAAGUAUAUGCAGGAGGAAUCAAUAUUGGAUGAUAUUUAGACUAAUCUGAGUUAAAU
Molecule: messenger RNA, 1685 nt
Organism: Achroia grisella
Lineage: Eukaryota; Metazoa; Arthropoda; Insecta; Lepidoptera; Pyralidae
Gene: Tmem43
Product: transmembrane protein 43 homolog
Exons: 8
Coding region: 338-1516 (392 amino acids)
Biological process (GO): nuclear membrane organization
Cellular component (GO): nuclear inner membrane
Source: RefSeq, a predicted model, not a curated record